CUUAUCUAUACUAAUUAAUACAUCACAAUGGGAAACGGACAAAAAGCACAAAUGAAGCGUGAGCGUAAUGCUAAGAAUGCCGGUGGUGAAUCCAAGUCUCAAAAGAAGACAAACGAACUCGCAAAGAACAUUAUCUGUAAGACUUGUUUCCAAACUUUCCUCUGUACUGCUCGUGAAAAGGCUUUAAGUGAACAUGCUGAAAACAAGCAUAGCAAGACCAUCAAGGAAUGUUUCCCUGAUUUCGUCGUUUCCGCCUAGACAACAUACAUCAUAUUUAUAUAUACUUUCCCCGUAGAGAAAUAUAAUAUAUAAUAAUAUUCCUUUUUUUAAUAACAUUUUUUGACUGCAUCUUUUUUUAAAAAUAUAGUUUAUUUAAGUGUACAUGUAAAAAAAAAAAAAGAAAAAAAAAA
Messenger RNA from Mucor mucedo, 410 nucleotides. RefSeq names its product At2g23090 like protein. Lineage: Eukaryota; Fungi; Mucoromycota; Mucoromycetes; Mucorales; Mucoraceae. The transcript has 4 exons. The record is from RefSeq and is a predicted model, not a curated record. Bases 28 to 258 code for a protein of 76 amino acids.